Pantherophis guttatus is the source of this 1551-nucleotide messenger RNA. It is a transcript of the gene KPNA7, whose product is annotated as karyopherin subunit alpha 7. Gene Ontology annotation, molecular function: protein binding; nuclear import signal receptor activity. Gene Ontology annotation, biological process: protein import into nucleus. Gene Ontology annotation, cellular component: cytoplasm. Lineage: Eukaryota; Metazoa; Chordata; Lepidosauria; Squamata; Colubridae. The record is from RefSeq and is a predicted model, not a curated record.
AUGCCUACCACAAACGAGCAAGAUGGACGCAUGAGGAAGUUCAAAAACAAAGGCAAAAAUGUUGCAGAAAUCCGUAGACGAAAAAUUGAAGUGAGAGUUGAACUUCGCAAAGCACGGAAAGACGAACAGAUUUUGAAGCGAAGGAACAUCUGCUCUUUGGCUGAAGCCAGCCUGUCUCCCGAGAAAGACGAGAAGAACGUGGUUACUCAGAUCUCUAUGAUAGAUAUAGUUGAGCUGAUCCAGUCGGAUGAUCUAUUUCUUCAGCUGAAGGCAGCCCAGGCAGUCAGGAAGAUGCUCUCCAAGCAAAAGAACCCACCCAUCGAUCAAGUCAUUGAAUCUGGAAUCAUUCCUAAACUGGUGGAGUUCUUGUAUUAUCACGAUACUCCCAACUUGCAGUUUGAGUCUGCCUGGGCACUCACCAACAUUGCUUCAGGAACCUCUGAGCAAACCAAAGCUGUGGUAGAUGCCAACGGCGUCCAGGGCUUGGUUGUCCUUUUGUCUUCUCCACACAUCCACAUCUGUGAGCAGUCGGUGUGGGCCCUCGGCAACAUUGCCGGAGAUGGAUCUGUCUACCGAGAUACUUUGAUCAGCUUCGGCGUAAUUCCGCCAAUUCUGUCACUGGUGACGCCGUCUACCCCGGUGGGCUUCUUGAGGAACGUCACUUGGACCUUGUCCAAUCUCUGCAGAAACAAAAACCCGCACCCUCCACUGGACGCUGUGAGGCAGGUGCUUCCCACCCUCACUUGCCUCCUGCAACACAAAGACAAGGACAUUAUCUCUGACACCUGUUGGGCGAUGUCCUACUUGACCGAUGCCUCGAACCAUCGCAUCCAGGUUGUGGUGGAGUCUGGAGUCCUCCCUCGGCUGGUGGAGCUCCUGUUCACCAACGAGCUGCCCAUUCUGACCCCAGCUGUGCGUGCUAUGGGCAACGUGGUCACCGGGACAGACGAACAGACCCAGAUGGCCAUCGAUGCGGGCAUCUUGUCCGUCCUGCCGCAGCUCCUGCGUCAUCCCAGGUCAUUGAUCCAGAAGGAGGCCGCAUGGGCUUUGAGCAACAUUGCUGCCGGACCGUGCAGCCAAAUUCAGCAGCUGAUCACCUGCGGGCUGCUUCCUCCUCUGGUGGAGUUGCUGGCCAAGGGAGACUACAAAGCCCAGAAGGAAGGUGUUUGGGCUGUGGCCAAUAUCACAAUGGGCGGCACGGUGCAGCAAGUGGUGUCGAUGAUCCGGGCCGGAGUCCUGAAACCUCUGCUCAACCUGUUGUCCGUCAAGGAUAGUAACACCAUCCUUGUGAUCUUGGACAGUCUCACCAACUUCUUCCGGACAGCUGAGAAGUUGGGUGAGACAGAAAAAUUGGGCCUUCUGGUUGAGGAGCUGGAAGGCGUGGAGAAGAUUGAAGCUCUUCAGACUCAUGAGAAUAACUUGGUCUAUCGCGCUGCUCUAGCCCUCAUUGAGAAAUACUUUUCUGGAGAGGUUGAAGACCUAAACCGUGAAAAUGAAGAGACGAAAACUCUGCCUUUUAAAGCCGAACAGCGAGAUUUUUUCGAUUUCUGA